GGAGAGAGAGAUUUGGGAAUCUGUCGCUUCGAAGCUUGUCGCGACUUUCCCUAAAUCUGUAGAACAUCACGUUGAUCUCUCCACGACGGUAAGAAGCUGUUUGUCCUGGUCGGAUUUCCGUUGGUCGACUGUGUUCUAUCCAUUUUCGUGAAUCAAGGCGAGUACUUUUCAGACUCUAUCACGUAGAAGAAACCAUGCCGAAGAACAAGGGAAAGGGAGGAAAGAACAGGAAGAGAGGAAAGAACGAAGCGGACGAUGAGAAGCGUGAGCUGGUGUUCAAGGAGGACGGGCAGGAAUAUGCACAAGUUCUUCGCAUGCUCGGUAAUGGAAGAUGUGAAGCCAUGUGCAUAGAUGGUGUAAAACGUCUAUGCCAUAUCCGUGGCAAGAUGCACAAGAAGGUUUGGAUUGCAGCCGGUGACAUCAUCCUUGUCGGGCUGAGGGACUACCAGGAUGACAAAGCUGACGUCAUCCUCAAGUACAUGUCCGAUGAGGCUAGGCUCCUCAAGGCAUAUGGUGAGCUUCCGGAGAAUACCCGUCUCAACGAAGGAAUCGUUGGGGAUCUCGAUGACGAUGAAGAUGCCGCAGCUGAUGACUACAUCGAGUUCGAGGACGAAGAUAUCGACAAGAUCUAAGACUAGACCGGUUAACAGUUUCCGGGUUGUAUUUUUCCAGUCCGAGACUCGUCAUUUGCGCCGUAACAUCGAGUGUUAAGAUGCUGCACGCAUUAUGCAUUUCGGGAUUUCAUCCGAUUUCGUAUCUAAUGUAGUGGCACUGGCUCUUGUUGCUUCA
Tarenaya hassleriana is the source of this 789-nucleotide messenger RNA. Its product is annotated as eukaryotic translation initiation factor 1A-like. Gene Ontology annotation, molecular function: RNA binding; translation initiation factor activity. The record is from RefSeq and is a predicted model, not a curated record. Gene Ontology annotation, cellular component: cytoplasm. The transcript has 3 exons. Gene Ontology annotation, biological process: translational initiation. NCBI's taxonomy places the organism in Eukaryota, Viridiplantae, Streptophyta, Magnoliopsida, Brassicales, Cleomaceae. The coding region runs from base 195 to 632 and encodes 145 amino acids.